AUGUCGGUGGUUGCAAUGAAUCGUCCCGAUAGGAAGAAUGCUAUCGACCCCUUGGCUGCAAAAGCACUCUGCGAUACAUCUCUAAUCUGUCAAUGGUCCAACUUGUCACCAGCAGAAAUAAGCGCAAGUCCUCGAAGCUUCGAACCGUCAUAUACCUUUGAUAAGGACGUUCCCACCAUGGCCACGCCUAGGGCUAGCCUGUAA
Molecule: messenger RNA, 204 nt
Organism: Penicillium vulpinum
Lineage: Eukaryota; Fungi; Ascomycota; Eurotiomycetes; Eurotiales; Aspergillaceae
Exons: 2
Coding region: 1-204 (67 amino acids)
Source: RefSeq, a predicted model, not a curated record